Exophiala viscosa is the source of this 312-nucleotide messenger RNA. RefSeq lists its product as uncharacterized. Lineage: Eukaryota; Fungi; Ascomycota; Eurotiomycetes; Chaetothyriales; Herpotrichiellaceae. Bases 1 to 312 code for a protein of 103 amino acids. The record is from RefSeq and is a predicted model, not a curated record. The transcript is spliced from 2 exons.
AUGCCUAGUUCCAAGGGAAACCCCACGGACCCUGAACUCCGCGAGAAGGUCAAGGAGGAGGUCAAGAAUAUGGAAAAGGGAGGCGGGAAGGGAUCCUGGUCGGCUUGGAAGGCCGGCGAAUUGGCCAAACGAUAUGAGGCGCAGGGUGGAGGGUAUGAGGAUACAGGGGAUAACAAGAAUAAGAGCAAGAAGGGGCCUCCGGAGAAGAAGUCUUCCGAGCAGGCUGGCGAGGCGUCCAACUUGUUUGACCCAUUCGAGCAGAAAGGUACAGGCUUGAUGGCCGUCUCCAGAAUGCUCUGGUACCAGUUUUAA